AUGGCCGUUCUCCGAAGCGGAGUUGUCACCGCAGUGCCCCGCCUCCUGGCCUUCGUGCUGGCGCCCUACACCGAACCAUCGUUCAAUCUUCUGGACUACCUGGGGACUUGCACCGACACGGCGCUCGUCCUCUGCGUCGCCGUCGCACGACUCCUUCUCCUCCUCCUCAUGUGGUUCAGCCGCACUGUCGCUCCGAUCGCCUUUGGCGCUCCCGGGGGCACAUUCGUCUUCGACACGGGUGAGGAGCUCUACGACGACGCACGCUUCUCGAUGGUGCGCAACUGGGACGGCGUGCACAUGUUCUUCAUUGCCCACUACAGCUAUCUUUAUGAGAACCAAAUCGCCUUUUUUCCUGGUUUGCCGGCGCUGAUCUUCGUCGUGGAGUACGUUACGCGGCAGCUCGCCCCUGUCCUGCACCGAGUUGCCCCAGUUGCCUUCUAUGUGUGCCUGGUGAACAUAGCUGCGUCCUGCCUUGUUGGCGUGGUGUUGCGACGUCUCACCAUCCUGACAUUUCUGGGGCCCGAAGCGGUGCGAUGCACCUGCCGGUGGCGCCUGUCCAAGUUGUCUCCGUCGACCCCUGAGUUGGGGGAGUCGAGAAAGUAUGCGAAGGCGCAACUCGAUGUGGCAGCGGAGACGGCAAUGCAGAGCACAACAGAGGCGACCGUCUGCUACCGUCUUAUGUGUAGAAUGACCGGCACGGUCCUGGAUGCGCCUGACAUCCAUGCCCCCCUCCCCGCAACCGUGGUGGAGGCGAAGGCAGGCGCGCUGCGCCGUCGCCGCGUGGUGGGUGGGGCAGCGUUGGUGUGGAUCAUCACACCUGCCAUGGUGUUUACGGUCGCCGUGUACACGGAGAGCCUAUUUUCUCUAGCCACAAUGCUAGGCGUGUACUUUCUCGCGUGGCAUGAGCCGCUGCCGCAGGCUGUGCAGCUGCGUAUCGCGUCGUAUCUGGCAAGCGUCUCGUCGCCUAGCUCAGCUGCAAGAGCCGCCGGAAACGCAUCGGCAUCAGCACGACUUCUCCCCCCUGCCCCUCUCGUUCAGCAGUGGCCCUUGGCGGCAAACGACGGCGGCGACGGUGCCACGGCACGCAGUCGCAUCCCUGGGAUUGCCUCACUCCUGCCGAGCAUCACCCCUGGCGCAUCCAGGGCGGUCACGGUGAAGUGGGAGCAGCUCUUCCUCAGCAGCACAGAGGUGGCGGCGGUACUACUGUUCAUGCUGGCCGGCACCUUUCGCUCCAAUGCAUUCACCUGCGCUGGAUUUCUUAUCUUCCCCCUCUGUGUGCAGGUGGCUCUGCCGGCGGUGCACAAGGCGCAGGCUUCGGCGGUGCUGGCUGGAGUGUCAGCGCGUACGGUCAUGUCUGCGGCCGCAAAGUGUGGUGGCUCAAGGGGUGGUCGCGCAACCCUGGCUGUGCGCUGCCCCACUCUCCACCCGCCUUUGCAGCGCAUGCCGCACCCGCUGCGCAUGUGCAUUGUGGCGCUGGAGUGCAUGUGCGUGGCGCUGCCAUACCUUGUCAUGAACUACAUGGGAUAUCAGCGUUUUGUCCUGCGGAUGUGGGACGCCAGCGCCAAGAGAGAGAUAGGCAAAGCCUUCUGGCGGCUGUACCCCAUGCUGCAGAAGAAGUACUGGGGCGUGAGCCUCUUCUCCGCCUACACGUUCACCAACCUCCCCAACGUGGUGCUGGCGCUCCCCGUGGCGGUGCUAACCGCAUGGUGCCUCCACGCCUACUACUGGGCUCCAGCAUGGGCAAACCUCAGAACCGAAACGGCGGCCGCUGCCGAACCACGGCGCACGAGGUGGCCGCAUUUGUGGAUUGCCGCCAUACCGCUGGUGAGCUCCUCGAACGUGGUGCACCUGAUCGGGUUAUUGGCACUGGCGCUGACGGUUAUGCACGUGCAGGUGACGAAUCGCUUUAUCACGACAACCCCGGCGCUGUACUGGCUGCUUGGCAUGCAGCUUGCAUCGAGACCGACGAGCCGCGCGAGCAAGUUCACGCUGCUGUGGUGCAUUCUGUGGGGCAUGGCGGGCGGUAUUCUCUUUCCGAAUCACCUUCCCUGGACCUGA
Leishmania mexicana MHOM/GT/2001/U1103 is the source of this 2058-nucleotide messenger RNA. RefSeq lists its product as hypothetical. The coding region runs from base 1 to 2058 and encodes 685 amino acids. The transcript has a single exon. Gene Ontology annotation, biological process: GPI anchor biosynthetic process. Gene Ontology annotation, molecular function: alpha-1,6-mannosyltransferase activity; GPI mannosyltransferase activity. The record is from RefSeq and is a predicted model, not a curated record. Gene Ontology annotation, cellular component: endoplasmic reticulum membrane; mannosyltransferase complex. NCBI's taxonomy places the organism in Eukaryota, Euglenozoa, Kinetoplastea, Trypanosomatida, Trypanosomatidae.